This is a messenger RNA of Folsomia candida, 1381 nucleotides long. RefSeq names its product protein lin-41-like. Bases 40 to 690 code for a protein of 216 amino acids. Lineage: Eukaryota; Metazoa; Arthropoda; Collembola; Entomobryomorpha; Isotomidae. The record is from RefSeq and is a predicted model, not a curated record. Gene Ontology annotation, molecular function: protein binding. The transcript is spliced from 4 exons.
AUGUGGACGUAGACAUCUGUCCGACACUGCAAGGAAACGAUGCUCAAAGUAUGUGGCAAAAUCACUCACGCCUCUGGACAAAGCAGUUCCGUCGAGAUGCAAAAGUUGGACCACAGCCCCGGAUUUCGUUGCUCCUUCGUCCCACCUUUUCCUGGAAAAUACUCUGCCAAACUUUUCCACUGUCCGAACGGCAUUGUUGAAGAUGUUGACGUCGGAAUUGACAGCAAACAACUCUGCCCUGCCAUCCAGUUGGACGUGUCAAGGAAUUAUUCCUCGGAUGCUCGGAACCCGUCCCAACCGAUGAUCAGGCUGGGCGACAAUGGCUUCAAGUAUUGGGGCAUCACCGUUAAUCACUAUGCAGAUCGGUUUUACGUUACGGAUCGUGAAGAAAGCGACGUCAUCGUCAUCGAUUCGACCACAAGCAAAAUAAUCAAACGUUUCGGUGGGCGUCAGUCCAGCCAUGGAUUUCACGACGGUCAAUUAUACCGACCAAGCGGGAUUUCGGUUGACCAUGUCAACAAUCGACUUCUCGUCUGCGACAAGGAUCACCACCGCAUCUGCAUGUACUCGAUGGACGGACUAUUCGUAUCCUCAUUUGGCACGAAAGGUUACGGUCCUGGAGAAUUCACCUACCCGUGGGAUGUCGAUGCUUCUUCUGACGGGAAGAUGAUUGCAGUUUCGGAUUCGUAAAAUCACAGGGUCCAAGUAUUUGAUCGUUUUGGAAAUUAUUUGGCGAAAUUUUCCGUUUUUGAGAAAAAUCCCUACGGGUACAAAAAGUUGUUUGAGUAUCCGCGCGGAGUUAAGAUGGUCGCUACAUCUUUGCCACGGACUUUAACACGAGUAGCAUUAUGCGAAUCGAGGUGGCUUCAGGGGAGCUUAAAACGAUGGGAAGGCAGGGAUCGAAGUGUCGUUUGCAAGGCGUGACCGUGGACGAAAUGGAAAAUAUUCUGACCUGCGACUCUCGUCACGAUUGUCUUCGCGUCAGCUCGGAGGACGGAACUCUGCUCCAUACUCUGCGCCACGUGGGAAAAAAUCGACUCGGCGUUCCUGUCGACGCCUGCAUCACGAGAGAUGGACACGUCGCCACGCUCACUUUGAAAGGAGAAAUUUAUUUUAUUUAGAACAUUUUAGUAUUUCGGAAAAAUGAUGUGUCGUAUUGCUCGAUUGUUUCAGUUCCUGUACAAUUAUUAUGUGAUUGUAUUUAGUACAAAUUUAAGUUAUAUUUUGUAUUUAUCAGAGCGGAAGUUUUUAUGACGGUAAUAUUAGUAUGUUAUCUUGUAAAACACAUAGUAUAAAUAUGUGAUGCAUAAUAUGUCAGGGUGGGUUGAAAAAUAUUGUAAAAUUAUGAGUAUAUUUUGCAACUUGUUGUUCUUAUAAUGAA